Molecule: messenger RNA, 1729 nt
Organism: Populus trichocarpa (black cottonwood)
Lineage: Eukaryota; Viridiplantae; Streptophyta; Magnoliopsida; Malpighiales; Salicaceae
Exons: 1
Coding region: 1-231 (76 amino acids)
Source: RefSeq, a predicted model, not a curated record
AUGAGGCUAAGCAGCAAGCCCCUGUUAAAACGAGCAGGAGAAGGAAUCAGCAAAACACUAUCUGAAAUUCUUGUCUGCCCAAUCUCCAAACAGCCCUUAAGGUAUUGCAAAGAAACAAAUUCUCUCUUCAGUGAUUCUAUUGCUGUCUCUUUUCCUAUAAAAGAUGGAAUUCCUUGUUUGGUUCCAAGAGACGGCAAGGUAAUCGAAACUGUUGAUGACCCAAAAUCUUGAUCCUGUUGUUUUUUCAUCUGCUGCUAAGAAUGACAUUUUAUUACUAGGUUAAGUUAGAGAAAAUCAGUGUCUUUUUCUCAUAUUUUGCGAGCUUUCUUGUCAUUUAGGAUUGUUGUGUUUCGUCUUUCGCUUUUGGUAGUUCAGUCUCAGAAUUAUUCUGUAUUGAUGAACCAGUUUUAGCCAUGAAACUGAGAUUGAGAUCUGUGCAAUCUAAAGAAACUGUGAAAAUAGAAGUGCCCGCUUCGUGUAUUUUACAGCAACUAAAGGAAACCCCCUCUCGAGCAAUAUUUUUCCGCAGGCUCAUAUUUGUCUCUUAAUAGAAAGGAUGAGCUCAAUGCAUCUUCGCCAGAGGAUUCUUUGCAAUCUCUUGGUAUUACGUCUGGUGACCUCGCUUAUUUCUCUGUCAACACCAUUGCUGUGUUUAGGUUCUUGUUCCUCUGUAAGAGAACAGGCUCGAGGUCAUCGAGGUAAUGUACAAGAGCCUACGCCUGAUCAAUUGAUGAGUUUUCCAGAGUCAGUUUUUGGUUUUAAUAAGCUCGGAAACCAAGAUUUGUUUGUACGUGGGCAUGCUGGUGUUCAAGCCAACGAUGCCAAUUCUCAAGAAACUAAAUCUGAAAUUUCUCUGGAUAUGCUUGUGCAAGGACAGAAGGGUGAGCAGCAUGAGAUUGGAGGAUCCGAUACGAGUGAUGCAGUUAUUGAAAGACAUGGAUCUCUAGAUUCAAAAGCUCGGAGUGGAGAAACCUUAGAGACACAAGAAUUGACCAGUGUAGAUUUUGUGUGGGCAGAUGGUAAGAAUGAUGGGAUGAAUGAAAAUGAUAGGUCAUCCAUGUUGUAUCUUGAAAAUGAAAAUUUUGAGUUGUGGAAAAUCGUGAAGGAUGGCCUUGUUUUGCCUUUAUUGAUAGAUAUUUGUAAGAAGGUUGGUCUGUUUCUUCCACCAUGCUUGAUGCGCCUCCCAACAGAGCUGAAGCUCAAGAUUUUAGAGUCACUAGCUGCCAUUGAUAUUGCAAAAAUGGAAAGUGUUUCUUCAGAGAUGCAAUGCUUGUCUUCAAACAAUGAUCCAUGGCAGCAGAAAUUUGUGGAGGAGUUUGGAGAUGGACAGGAGCGCUGGGAACUGUCAAUUGGAAAGAGCAGUUUGCUUCAUAUUGGGAGAAUAAGAAGAAGCGGAAGAGGGAUGUCAAUGCCAUGGCAAGAUUAUCAUCAAGUUCCGCCCUUUUUCUUCCCAACCAGGAGAAAUUUUGCUUGGUAUUCCUCCACCCAAUGGUCGUCCUGGUCAAGGAUUUCCUCGAUUUCGUUGAAAUUUUGCUCGAAGUUGUAAUGCGGCUAAAGCGGGACUUGCAGCAGGAGAAGCACAAUCCCCGGGAGCUUCAGGAGAGACAUCGGAAGUGGAUACCUCAUCUUUUAAAGAAAUAUUUUGUCUAUUUGUUUCUACAUAAAUUUAAUGUGAAGUAUGGAAUAUAAACUCGAUGCGAAUUUCAGAAUAUAAACUAAUUUUGCUUCA